AUGCUUGCUGCCAACCAGUCUUACAGCUGCGACACCAUCCCACCCGCUCGUAUAGCCGAACUUUCUUCGCGCUCCCCUUCCCGCUCGCCGUCGCCCCAUCCGUCAACGAGUACGACGUUCGAUAUCCCAGCUGUCACAGCCGAGGGGGAGCCGGAAGAGGACGAGGUGAGGGAGCGGUGGGGCGCCUCAGUGCAGGAACAGGAGCAAGAGGCGUCGACAUCGACUCCGCCACCGUUGCAGCCAUCGCAGGGCAGGAAGCUAUGUAUUCGCCAUCAGCGCAUGGCCGACGAGGGAAUGAAUCUACAACUGCAAAAGGCUCUCGAUGACCUCCCCAUCACCGAGCGCGAAUCCAUCAACGCAAUAUGGUCCAACUUCUCUUCAUCCUCAGCACCACGGCGAGACCUCAUCCUUCGCGGUAUCCUCACUAUGUGUUGCUUUUCACAACUGUCUCUCCUCACCGACGAACUCACGCACCUCAUCCGCAUCGACCCCUUCGCGCUCUUCCCACGCGAAGUCUCACUCAAAGUUCUUGGCUAUCUCGAUGCCAUCUCACUCUGCCGCGCCGCACAGGUGAGCAGGCGAUGGAAGUCCCUUGCGGACGAUGACAUCCUGUGGCGCGGUAUCUGCGAACAGCACAUCGGCCAGAAGUGUCGGAAGUGCGGUUGGGGACUGCCUGUACUUGAGCGCCGGAGGCUUCUUCCAGUGGCGUCAGUUUCGCCGUCGCCUAUGCCACAUGUCAUCGCACCAUCUGUGUCGAGCAAACGCAAGUUGAUAGAUAACUCAUCCGAACCACCACGGCUGAAACGCCAACGCUCAGAGGCAACACACCCUGUGUUCCAACACGAUCACGAUCAUGAUCAUCUUCCGACGACGCCUCUUCCAGUUUCACAUCCUCUUCCUAGACCCCCUAUCCCCGCAUCAACCAUAGAACCAGCCCGCACCCCCUCACCAACAAUCCACUCGGCUGCUCUCACCGAUCCCUCCGCCGUUCCCACCGUCACUCGCCCAUGGAAAUCCGUCUACUCCGAACGACUCACCGUCGAACGUAAUUGGCGUCGUGGCCGUUGUUCGAUGCGAAUUCUCAAGGGCCACACGGACGGUGUCAUGUGUCUCCAAUUCUCAGAAACACUCCAACACCCAUCGUUCCCCAUCCUCAUCACCGGCUCUUACGACCGCACCGCGCGUGUAUGGAAUCUCGAGACUGGGAAGGAGAUGAUGUGUCUGAAAGGCCACACGCGCGCUGUCAGGGCGCUCCAGUUCGACGACGCGAAGCUCAUCACUGGGAGUAUGGACCGGACGGUAAAGGUGUGGAAUUGGAGGACGGGGAAGUGUAUCAGGACGUUGGAGGGACAUACGGAUGGCGUGGUGUGUCUGAACUUUGACGGGAAUGUGUUGGCCAGCGGGUCGGUGGAUACGACUAUCAAGGUGUGGAACUUCAGGACGGGAGAGUGCUUCACGUUGAGGGGACACAAGGACUGGGUUAACUCGGUCUUAUUGUGGGAUUCGCGCGGCGGCGAUGGAGUUUCUCCCUCCUCUUCAUCGUCCUCGGAAUCGGUACCUUCGUUCGACUGUGCACCAUCGCCUUGCAGUGGGAGUUCUUCAAGUGGGAGCGGCAGUGGCGCACCAUGCAUCGAUCCCGGCAAGAUGCUCUUCUCCGCCUCGGACGACGGCACCAUCCGCCUCUGGGACCUCAAUCUCCGUACAUGCGUCCGCCAGUACACAGGCCACAUGGGUCAAGUUCAAAGCCUGCGCCUCCUCGACAUGGGUUGUGACGAUUCCGAAGGCAGCUCUUCCACGGUUUCUUCUUCGACAGUCAAAGCCGCCGUACCGCCGAGUCAUCCGGGUUACGAAGCGAUCAAGAAGCCGAUGAUCGUUUCGGGGAGUUUGGAUAAUACGAUCCGGAUCUGGGAUGUGGAGAGCGGGAAGACGACGAAGACGUUGUUUGGGCAUAUUGAGGGGGUUUGGACUGUUGCGAGCGAUAGGAUGCGGUUGGUCAGUGGGAGUCAUGAUCGGACUAUCAAGGUCUGGAGUCGAGAGGAUGGGAAGUGCGUGACGACGCUGGUGGGGCAUAUGGGUGCGGUCACUUGUCUUGCGCUUGGGGAGGACAAGAUCGUCUCGGGGAGCGACGAUGGGGACGUGCGUGUAUGGUCGUUCACGGGGUGA
This is a messenger RNA of Stereum hirsutum FP-91666 SS1, 2163 nucleotides long. Its product is annotated as WD40 repeat-like protein. Bases 1 to 2163 code for a protein of 720 amino acids. Lineage: Eukaryota; Fungi; Basidiomycota; Agaricomycetes; Russulales; Stereaceae. Gene Ontology annotation, molecular function: protein binding. The transcript is spliced from 4 exons. The record is from RefSeq and is a predicted model, not a curated record.